AUGGCUGGUGGUGGCAUUCCCACGGAUGUCCCUGGCGUUGCCGGAGGAUAUCUCAGCGGCAAGAAGCUCAUCUACCCUCUGAGCUUGGUCAUCUCCCUCUUCUUCCUUUGGGGUUUCUCUUACGGCCUCCUCGAUGUACUCAACAAGCAUUUCCAAACUGUCCUCGGUGUCACCCGUCUCGAAUCUACCGGGCUCCAAGUCAUGUAUUUCGGUGGUGGCUACCUCUGCUUUUCUCCAGUUGCUGCUGAGGUCCUCAAACGCAAAGGCUACAAAGUCACGAUUCUCAUGGGUCUCACUCUCUACUCUCUAGGAGCCAUCUUCUUCUGGCCAGUCGCUCACUUCUCUACCCCCACAAACGAGAAGGCUGCUUUCGGUGGAUUCUUGGCUUGCACUUUCGUCAUUGCCUGUGGUCUUGCUACCUUGGAAACCUCAGCCAACUCCUACGCUGUCGUUAUCGGUCAUCCGGCUACCGCUUCUGCUCGCCUCCAGUUCUGCCAGAGCUGGAAUGGUGUGGCGUCCUUUACUGGUCCACUUAUUGCUUCCAAGGCUUUCUUCUCCGGCGAAAAUGCGAACUCCCUCACGAACGUGCAAUACGUCUAUCUUGCUGUAGCGUGCGCUGGUGUCGCCGUUGGUGUUCUCUUCUUCUUCUCGAAGUUGCCAGAAGUCUCAGAAGCCGCUGGACGUGCAGGAUCCAUCGUUGCUGGAGAUUCUGAGGAGCUUGGUCUCCCCCUGGACCAGUAUGGCAACAUCAUCGAGCAGAAGCCGCUGUACAAAGAGUACAACAUGAUUUUUGGCUUUGUCGCCCAGUUCGCCUACGUCGGUGCCCAGGUUACCAUUGCCACCUUCUUCAUCAACUACUCUACUGAGGCAGCUUCGUACACUUCAGAGGAGGGCGCUCGCCUGCUAUCCUACGGUCUCAUCGUUUUCACUGUCGGUCGCUUCAUUGCAGCUGGUAUUGCUUACUUCCUGGAGUCCAACUUCGUCCUCAUGGUCUACGCCGCUGUCUGCAUCGCCCUCUCAGCCUACGUCUCAAACGCUCACGGAACCUCUGGUGUCGCUUGCAUCAUCGUCAUCUUCUUCUUCAUGGCCCCGAUGUACCCUAGCAUCUUCACCAUCGGAACUGCGAACCUUGGCCGCAACACCCGUCGUGGUGCCGGUAUCCUUGUCAUGGGUGUCUCUGGUGGCGCUGUUUUCCCACCCAUUCAGGGUGCCAUUGCCGAUGCUGCUACCACGAAAAUCUCCUACCUUGUCCCCAUGGUCGGCUUCAUCAUCGUCCUGGCCUACGUCACCACCCACUGGAUCCGCCACGGCAUGCACAUCCUCCGCGUCAAGGGCGAGAACGUAGUUGCCACCGCGCUCGAGGGCGAGGCCUCGAGCACAGGCGUAAGCGAAUCGGAGAUGAAAGGCGCGGACGCGAUGGCGCGGGCGUAG
Molecule: messenger RNA, 1431 nt
Organism: Paraphaeosphaeria sporulosa
Lineage: Eukaryota; Fungi; Ascomycota; Dothideomycetes; Pleosporales; Didymosphaeriaceae
Product: MFS general substrate transporter
Exons: 2
Coding region: 1-1431 (476 amino acids)
Biological process (GO): transmembrane transport
Molecular function (GO): transmembrane transporter activity
Source: RefSeq, a predicted model, not a curated record